AUGACGGCAUUAGGUUUAAUUCUAACCCUAAUGGUGGGACUCUGUGAAGCCAACAUCUGGGAAAUCCCUUUACCCGAUCACACCAAAGAAUGUUACAAAAAAGUGCAGUCUGCGGACAUUCAGACGUAUGUAGGCAGUACACUCAGCUGGCUGUGUGAAAACAGCAUCGGAAAUGGUCAGCAGGACAAUCCUGGGCAGCUGGAUGCCCAGAAGAUCAGCUAUUACAAGCAUCUACUGGAAAGCUCCGCCCAAUACCUCCCCAACAACACUCAAGGAACACCUGUUUCCAGACGCAGACGACAGGCCACUCGUCAACGGUGUGUGCGGAAAGAGUACAGGGUGUUAACUGACGAGGAGAGGACGCGCUUCCAUGACGCCAUCAACACCCUUAAAAGAGACACAACAGUAGAACCCAAUAAAUACGAUGCCAUAGCUCUCUUACAUGUGUCGGCAGUCAAUUCCGCUCACGCUGGAGCCGGAUUCAUGGGGUGGCACAGGAUCUACCUCCUGAUGUUUGAAUCCGCAUUACAGGAAGUUGACCAAUCAGUCUGCCUUCCAUACUGGGACAGUACCCUUGACAACGAGUUACAAGACCCAGCGAUGUCAUCUGUCUGGACCCCUGCCUUUUUUGGUACACCCAACGGACCAGUAAUUCAUGGGCCUUUCGCUAACUGGACCACGCCUCAAGGUGUGCAGCUGAUAAGAAACGUUGGCUCUGACGGAGAGCUGUUUACCUCCACUGCCAUUGAGGCUGUUCUGUCAAGGAAAAGGCACGAGGACAUUAUUUCAUCGCCACAAGUGGAACCACGAUACGACCUGGAGUUUUACCAUGGAGGUGUUCACAUGUUCUGUGGGGGAACCAUGAGUCAGUUGGACACCGCAGCCUUUGAUCCCAUCUUCUUCUUGGUUCAUGCUUUUGUCGACUACAUCUGGGAGCUUUUCAGAACCAGCCUCAGGAACAACGGCGUCGAUCCACAGCGGUUUCCAGAUAUGGUGGCACCCGAAUCCCUCCACCACAGUUCAGCACCCACUGGCUUUGGUAACCUGCUUCAAUCAGACGGGUAUCGCGAUGCUGUUACACAAACAUUCGAGUAUCUUCCACCUCCUGUGUGUUCUUCCACGUCACCACAGUGUGGUUCAAGGUACCUUAGCUGCCUCGAGAGGAUCGGACGCUGUGUGCCCAUAAACGCAGCCAUGGCAGUGUCACCUCUACCAGAUCCAACAACAACAACUACAACCCCAGUGCCAGAGAUCCCAGUCAGCAAGCUCCCUGUGGGCAGCGACACCAGUUGUCUGCGACAAGAGAAGAUCUACGGCCAGCCUAUUCAGAACGAUUUUUGCUGCGACAAAACCUGUGACACAAAUGAGUGGGUGACGAUUCCGGUGAAAGUUAUCAGCGUCAGGCCGCCCAAGUUCAACAAGUACCGAAGUUAUCCAGUACAUAAUGGUCGAGUGGACAGCCAUUAUGACAUAUACUCACCACGGGCCUACGAGCACACAAACAGACUGAUUGUCCAGCGCCGGAGUAACCCUAAAACAUACAAACGCUGCAAGGGAGACGACAGUGUUGGCCAGGUGUUGCUGUCUUCUCGGGGAAUAAACUACCAUGGCUUCUACAAAGAAGCGGCUAUUGUUGACCAACGAUUGGCUGUCUCUAUGUCCAUGGGGUUUGUGUCUGUGAAGAAACCGACAGGAGAUGGUGUCAGUAAAGCCCUGAUCCGUGCUCAUGACUCCUGUGGACGUGUUUGCCAUGCUGCAUGUAAGGACCCACUCACCAACCAGUACAAGGAGUGUAAGGGCGCCAUUGCGGUUAGCUCGGCCCUACCUCUCAUGUAUGGAACAACUUAUGACGAAGCCGUUAUGAGCGUGUUCGACUACGAAUCAAACAAUGCCCUUCCCCAAUUCAAAACUAGUAGUUUCUUCCUGACAUUUUACUGCGACUACCUCGGCAACUUUCCCUACACGGAUUACAACCAGAGUGUUUCGCCUCAGCCGCAGGUGGCCACAGAACCUCCCGCUUUUGUUGUCCCGCCUACAAGUUCUGAAUGUUUUGUAACAACACGAUGUACCCUGGACAUCCCAUGCGCCAGCACAGAACGCCAGUGCCAUUUACACAACGAGAAGCAUGCAUGCCGUGGAUACUGCCAGGCUUACGGUGUCUGCAUAUAUGGUCGUUUCUUUAUGAAGACUUGCCCAGAAGGACAUUCGUUUGACAAUGUCCUUAAAAUAUGUGUGCCCGGGAGCUGCCAGAACAGCCAAGGUCAUACAAAUUCCGUCCCCGCCACUGGUGAAAACACAAAUGUUGCAGCCAGCAGUACAAGUCAAAUUCCCAAUAACACAGGCGUACAAACUGGCACAUCAUACCGCUCAGGGCUCCUCUCUAAUGUUCUGAAAAAUUUAGUUGGCUAA
Molecule: messenger RNA, 2409 nt
Organism: Candidula unifasciata
Lineage: Eukaryota; Metazoa; Mollusca; Gastropoda; Stylommatophora; Geomitridae
Source: the annotation of a GenBank genome assembly